Molecule: messenger RNA, 14687 nt
Organism: Alligator mississippiensis (American alligator)
Lineage: Eukaryota; Metazoa; Chordata; Crocodylia; Alligatoridae
Gene: BNC2
Product: basonuclin zinc finger protein 2
Exons: 6
Coding region: 614-3832 (1072 amino acids)
Biological process (GO): regulation of DNA-templated transcription
Cellular component (GO): nucleus
Source: RefSeq, a predicted model, not a curated record
CAGAGAGGAGAAGAGAGGAGGAAGCAUGCUAUUGACAGUGUCCUUAAGCCUCCCACAAAUAACAGCCAUUAGUGGGAAGGUCAGAAGCUGAGCAGGCAGCUUGACUGAGGCACUGAGUGCCACUCCAGAAAUCAAGAGGCUAGCAAAUUUUAGAGGGAGUUUAAGUGGGUAAUAGCUAGCUGUAAAGGUACAGCCACUGUUGGCACAGUUGACUCAUAGGUUCUCCCCCCACUAAGGAGAAUAUUUUUAUUGACCACAGGUGGACUUAAUAUAUUUUAAGGCAACAGUUCUUUGGGUUCUUGUUUGUUUCUUCACAGAUAUUGAAUUUGCUGCUUUUGAGAAUUUUUUUGUACUUAAUGGUGGUGAACUGGAGGAAAGUUUAACAGAAAAGCUUUCAGGAGAUGUAGGAUCUAAGGAAGAAGGCACAUUUGUGUCAACAUAGUGUACAUUUUCUCAUCUUUUCUCAUUGCACACUAAUGACACAAAGCUGCCACUGAAGCUCUCUUCAGUUUCUUUUGUUGUUUCAGAGAGUAAGGUUUAUUGUUUUUCUUGAGUUAAGAAAAACAAGAGAGUGGUACAGUUGUCCUCCUAAAUUUGUAGAUUUUAUUAGAAGAUGAAUGUUCCUUACCUUUUAAGUUUAGAAAGAAUAGCUUUUUACCCUGGCUGCUUUUAUGAGAUGUCAGAAGAGGCAGAAGUGGAUGUGAGAGACAGAGACACACAGAGACACAGAGAGCGAAAGAGGGCAAGAGACUUGACUUUAAGAGACUCCUGCACUGACAACUCCAUGCAGUUCGGAACAAGAGCGGCAACGACCGAAUCUGGUUUCAUGGGGACAUGGCAGAACACUGACACUAACCUUCUAUUCAGAAUGUCCCAACAGGCCAUCCGCUGUACACUGGUAAAUUGCACAUGUGAAUGUUUUCAGCCAGGGAAGAUUAACCUGAGAACCUGUGAUCAGUGUAAACAUGGCUGGGUGGCCCAUGCUUUGGACAAGCUUAGCACUCAGCAUCUGUACCAUCCAACCCAAGUGGAGAUUGUGCAGUCCAACGUAGUGUUUGACAUCAGCAGCUUGAUGCUAUACGGUACCCAGGCCGUACCUGUGAGACUGAAGAUACUGCUUGAUCGACUCUUCAGUGUACUGAAGCAAGAAGAGGUGCUGCACAUCUUGCAUGGCUUAGGCUGGACACUUCGUGACUACGUUAGGGGUUACAUCCUUCAGGAUGCUGCAGGCAAGGUGCUGGACCGCUGGGCCAUCAUGUCCAGGGAAGAAGAGAUUAUUACCCUUCAGCAGUUUCUGAGAUUUGGGGAAACCAAAUCCAUCGUGGAGCUGAUGGCAAUUCAAGAAAAAGAAGGGCAGGCCGUGGCUGUGCCAUCUUCAAAGACGGAUUCAGACAUAAGGACUUUUAUUGAAAGCAAUAAUCGCACCAGGAGCCCAAGUCUCCUUGCUCACCUGGAGAACAGCAACCCUUCCAGCAUUCAUCAUUUUGAAAACAUCCCUAACAGCCUUGCAUUCCUCCUACCGUUCCAGUACAUAAAUCCAGUAUCUGCUCCGCUGCUGGGGCUACCUCCAAAUGGCCUCCUGCUGGAACAGCCAGCAAUGAGGCUGCGUGAACCUAGCCUUACAACCCAAAAUGAAUAUAAUGAAAGCAGUGAAUCUGAAGUUUCCCCCACACCAUUCAAGAAUGAGCAGGCAUCCAGCAGGAAUGCUCUGACCAGCAUCACAAAUGUUGAACCCAAAACUGAGCCAGCCUGUGCAUCUCCUGUUCAGACAUCUACACCUGUCAAUGAUUUGUCCAAAACGGAGCACACAAAAAGCUCAUUCAGGAUCCACAGAAUGAGGAGAAUGGGGUCAGCAUCAAGAAAAGGGAGAGUGUUCUGCAAUGCUUGUGGUAAAACUUUCUAUGACAAAGGUACUCUCAAAAUUCACUACAAUGCAGUCCAUCUUAAAAUCAAACACCGGUGCACUAUUGAAGGCUGCAACAUGGUCUUUAGCUCUCUUAGAAGUCGCAAUCGUCACAGCGCUAACCCAAACCCACGUCUUCACAUGCCUAUGCUAAGGAACAACCGAGACAAAGAUCUAAUCCGUGCUACAUCAGGAGCUGCCACCCCCGUUAUAGCAAGUACAAAAUCCAACCUAACUUUAACAAGCCCUGGUCGGCCUCCAAUGGGCUUUACCACUCCCCCUCUAGACCCUGUACUACAGAACCCUCUUCCUAGCCAGUUGGUGUUUCCAGCUUUAAAGACUGUCCAGCCUGUUCCCCCUUUUUACAGAAAUCUACUUACUCCUGGAGAGAUGGUGAGCCCUCCAACCUCACUACCUACCAGUCCUAUAAUACCAGCCACUAGUGCAUUGGACCAACAUCCCCCUCCAGAGUCGUCAACACCUACAGUGGUCAUGCCCACCCCUGAGCUUAAUGCUGACCUUGCCCCCAAGAAGAAACCAAGGAAGUCAAGCAUGCCAGUGAAAAUAGAAAAGGAAGUUAUUGACACAGCUGAUGAGUUUGAUGAAGAUGAAGAGACUAAUGACAACAGCACAAUGGGUAAUGAUAUUGGUCAUGACAAUCAUUGCCAUUCUCAGGAGGAAAUGAGCCCAGGUUUGUCUGUGAAAGAUUUUUCUAAAAGUGAUAGAAGCAGGUGCAUUUCCAGGACAGAGAUAAGAAGGGCAGACAGCAUGACAUCAGAAGACCAGGAGCAUGAAAGAGACUAUGAAAAUGAGUCAGAAUCUUCAGAGCCAAAAUUGUGUGAGGAAUCCAUGGAAGGUGAUGAUCGCAUCCAUGAAGUGCAUGAAAGAUCUAUGAUUAACAGGCCGGAUGAAAAUCACAAUGAAUCUUCUAACCAGGAUGUAAUUAAGGUGAAGGAAGAGUUUACAGACCCUACAUAUGAUAUGUUUUACAUGAGCCAAUAUGGGCUGUAUAAUGGAGGCAGUGCGAGUAUGGCUGCUCUUCAUGAAAGUUUCACUUCAACAUUCAGCUACAACAGCCCUCAGAAGUUCUCCCCAGAAGGUGAGCUGUGUUCAAGCCCUGAUCCCAAGAUCUGCUAUGUGUGCAAGAAGAGUUUCAAGAGUUCCUACAGUGUGAAGCUGCACUACAGGAACGUUCAUUUAAAAGAGAUGCAUGUCUGCACAGUGGCUGGCUGUAAUGCUGCCUUUCCAUCACGGAGAAGCAGAGACAGACACAGUGCUAACAUAAACCUGCACCGUAAACUGUUGACCAAAGAACUGGAUGACAUGGGACUGGACACUUCUCAGCCCUCUCUUAGUAAGGACCUCCGUGACGAAUUUUUGGUGAAGAUAUAUGGUGCCCAGCAUCAGAUGGGUCUUGACAUAAGGGAAGACACAUCCUCGCCAGCUGGUACUGAGGAUUCCCACAUGAAUGGAUAUGGAAGGGGCAUGUCUGAAGACUAUAUGGUCCUAGACCUGAGCACCACUUCCAGCAUCCAGUCUAGCAGCAGUAUCCAUUCCUCAAGAGAAUCCGAUGCAGGAAGCGAUGAGGGGAUUCUCCUAGAUGAUGUUGAUGGAGCAAGUGACAGUGGGGAAUCUGCCCACAAAGCGGACAACCCUACCUUAGCUGUAGGUAUGGGUGCUGAUGUUCCAGGAUCCCUAAUGUUCAACAGUGUUUCAGUGAGCAACGGUGGGAUAAUGUGUAACAUUUGCCACAAAAUGUACAGCAACAAAGGGACUCUCAGGGUGCACUAUAAAACAGUGCACUUACGAGAAAUGCACAAGUGCAAAGUCCCUGGGUGCAACAUGAUGUUCUCCUCUGUCCGCAGCCGAAAUCGGCACAGUCAGAACCCUAACCUGCAUAAAAACAUUCCUUUUGCUUCAGUAGAUUAGUUCCAACGUGGACACGGCAAAUGCCAGCUCUCACGGAGGGCCAAUCACAUUUGAACUGCCAUAUACAGUCUAUAUAUAUAUAUAUAUAUAUAUAAAAUAUAUAUAUAUAAAUAUACAUAUAUAUAUAUAAUCUUUUUUCUCUUUUAACAAAAGAAAGAAAAACACCAGGUGCUUUUUUUUUUCUUUUUCCUUUGUUGGUUUAUUUUCAGGGUUGAGAGGGAGGGGCGGGGUCAUUAACCUAGGGUUGAAUAUCCUUAAUGAAACCACAAGAAACUUGCAAUCAGGCCCAUUUUUGUUAUAAAAUUCUUGGUCAUCUCCAAAGAGACAAUUUGUUCUGCCCAUAACUGUUGCCUGAAAAAAAGAAAAAAGAAAAGAAAAAAAAAAGAAAAGAAAAGAAAAAAGGAACAAAAAAAACAAAGAAAAAGAAAAAAGAAAAAAAAGCUUCUUAGUUGUCUUUGUGUACUUUAAGCCUUUGGGAGAACCUUCUACUAAGCAUGGCUGUUACACUUGUAUAUAUAUAUUGAGCCCAGAGAGGCCUAUGAUGUAAAACAAUUGUAUUGAUGGUGGUUUAACUCUUAUGUUUUUUGCUUAAUUUUUACAGUUACAUCCAGCUGUUAGACAAGCAGGAAGAAAUAGUUUGCUGGCUAGCUCUGUUCAUUUAUGUUAGCUUUAAUGCACAUCUUUAAAAGAAACAUGGUCUUGUUUUAACUACCUGCUUAUAAUAUAUAAGUAAAACAGAGGUGCUGGCAUGCUUUACAGUACCUAAUCUGAUACAGUUUUUUUGUCUUGUACUAUUACAUAAAUACAGUCAUGCACUUUUUCAUACACUACAAGGGGACGUGUAAUAAUAUCCAUGCUUUUUUUCCUUAAACUAUUGCCAUACUUUCAAUAAGUGUCUUUUAAAAAAAAUACACUUAGAUAAAAGUGAUCCGGUCAGUAUGGGGCAUGAAUGCCAAACAGAAAGUAUUAGUGUUUAGUGUUAAUACAAAAGUGCCAAUUUUGCACAAGUUUUCAGAAAGAAAAUAUAAUUAGUUACCAUCAUCACAGGCUGAGAUUUUGUGACCAAAAGAAAAGUGCUGUGGGAGAAUAUAAAGAACUCUUGGUGCUUUUUUCAAGUGCUGAAUGUUAUUACAGUCACCGCUGCAUCCUUAUUCUCAUGUGUUAUGUUAAAUAAAAGAGAAAAACAGAAUUAUGUCCAGAAUGAUGUGGUGUGACACAGUGGAGGCUUUCCUUUUCUUGAACAAUGAUAAUAUUUCAGGCUAGUGAUGCCUCAAAUACUUACUGCAGAACAAAGCUAGGUACAGUAAAUCUAGUUUGGUGCAAGGCCUGGGCUCCUGUGGUGUUUAAAAAAAAAUAUAUGGAAAAAAAAGUCUUAACUCUGUCCUUCUGUGAAGUUGUCUUAUUUGCAAUGGAAAGUGCUGUCAUAUGAUUAAGAUGUGUUUUAUAGAAGCAAUCAAAAGACAUUAACGGCAGAGGAAUUUCUGAAAACACGUGCUGGACUUUUUAUUGGGUAACUUUCCCUUUAGAUAAAUUAGAGGCCAAAAAAGGAUCUCUGGUUUGUUUAAUGAUUUGUGUUUCACCCACAUGGUUUGUCAAAGAAGAAUGAAAGUAAAUCCAAGAAGAGAGAGAGAGAGAGUAAGAGCAAGCAGUUGAGAAACAGGGAGAGGCUGCUCUCCAAAUCUUUUUUGUUUCCGGUGUUUACACAUGUUGCUUGAACUGGUAAACCGCACUGGCAGCCUAAGUUACCACAACAUACUGACUGAAUGAUGAUAUUUACUUAAGUUCAGCCUACAGCCAAAACCAUUAAGGGGUGUGUUGUAGAUUUUUUUUUAAACCAAGUAAUAUUUCAGAGUACAAUACUUUCUCAAAGAGAAUGUAUUCCUUUUCUCUAUUUAAUGGACUAGAACAUUUCUUUUGUUAUGCUGAGUCAGAAAUGCUCCUUUGUUUCAGAUUGUUUUGUGCAUUUUGAUCAUUUCUAAUAUUAUGUCCAUGUGAGCACUCAUUCCUGUUAAAUUAUCAAAAGGAAACUGUUCAUAUGGAUUCCACUGUCUCUACUCCCCCACCCCCAUUUAGGUUUAUUUGUAUUCAUCAUUUCUAAGAGUAAGAGUCAAGAGCUAAUAAGUUAGUAUUUUGGUUUAUAGACAAUAAAAUUUAAAAAAAAAUCUUUCUAAAGAGAUUCUAAAUAGCUCCCUUGAGAUUUCUAAUUUAAGGCCAGUUUCUGGUCACUUCUUGGUUCUGCACAAUGUGUAGAGACAGAAAAUGUUUGUGAAUUCCACAGAAACCAUUUUAAAAAACUUUGCGUCUGGUAUGUCUUAACAAAAAAAGGUACAACAAAAAGCUGAGCAAUUUUGGCUGAUUUUUUUAAUUUUUAUUUCAUCUUUUCCCAAAGUCUUAAUUUCUUUACUUUUGUUAAAUGGAAUGAAGAGAUCUGCUUUGCUUUGUUUUAUGCUGUGUGUGUUCAGUAUGUUUUUGAAAGAGGGAAUUUAGAACAGUAAAGGUGCAUCUUCUAAAACAUAUGAACCUUUGUAGUGUUAUCUGUGCUGCAGUCUUGUCAUAAUCCCAAGCAAUUAGGAAUCAAGCAAGAUGGAAAGUUUAAAAAAAGGAAACAAAAAUUGCUGACGAUCUACAGAAAAAAACACUGUUUUGAAGUAUGUAUGGUAUAAAUAAAUAUCUUUUUUUAAUGAAAAACACAUUUGAGGUAUAUAAAUAAUUCUUUACUGAAUGAAUCACUGUUCUGCAUUCUCAUUUUACUCUGUUUCUGCUAAAGGUCAAAUAGUUUUGGUAAACUAGUUUGGAAACUUUAAACAUCAUCAGCAGAUCAGUUCAGCAAAUGAAUUACACAGAAAACGUCUGUUCGUGACACAGAAUGAAAUGGAACAUUAGAAGGAUGUUAGGGAUCAGAGACAAAUCUCUUGAUAUUUUGUUAAGCCCUUUAGUCCUGGCUUUAUAAUAUCCUGAACUAGUCCUCAUUGUGUUUAGGCAUUAUGGAAGCUGUUGCCUGCUUUUAGGACAGCUCAGCUUUUCUUUGUCCCCACUCUUCCAUACUUUGACAAGAAUAUUUCCUGCCAUAUCUAGCCAUAAUUAACUUGCUCUGCCAACACUAGUCAUGUCUUAUGACACAUUAGUUGGUUCAAUGAGAACUGUAAAACUUCCACUGGAUUGAAAGCAGCUCACCCCUUCCCCCUUCACAUGCAUGUCUGUGAGGUCAAAUAGUCAUCAGAUAUGUUCCUCAAAUGGAACUUGCAUGGUUUGAAAUUUCCUAAAAAACCCAAAACCUGAAGCAUUUCAGUGGUCCACGUGAUAAGGGUUUUGUUUUCGUGCCACUCUUAGGCUGUAAAUAGAUGUCACAUUUGACAGAAGCCUGAUUGUCCCCAGGUUUGACUUGGAUCAAAACAAGAGCUACGAAGUCAUUUACAAGCAUCGGUUCAAGUUCCAUUGCUGUUCCUUUGCCAGUAGGUGGCCAGGGAGAGCACACAGGUUGGCCAGCUUGUCCCUGGAAUGACCCAUGAAAACCUCACAGACACACGUUGCUGUCCCAAGAAAAAACGAUGGCACAUUUUAUCCCACAUACUUUGGUAGGACUAAGGCAGUACAGUGGACUUGUAAAUCUGUAGGGUUGUGGUGCAAAAUACUUUUUCCUGAGACAAAUGCAACAUCUAUUUACAGUCUUAGUGGAUGUCAUGAAAACAAUCACAACAGUUGGCAUCAAUGGGCAGUCUCAGCAGAAGCCAUGAAGUUGAAUGAGCCUGGUGAUUUGAACCUACUGUCUGUCCAGAUCAGGGCUGAGGUGCAGUGACAUGGUAUUGUGAGGAAGACUGCACAGCAACCCAUGCUGGAAUUGUUCUAUGCCUAGCUCUUCUGUUUCUAGAGUCAUCAGUUGAGGGCACCUUUCACAACAACUAACCAAAUUAAGGGGGGAAAAGGCACCAAGUGUAUUCAUUUCAAGAGGAGUUUUCCCAAUUUUGGUCCAGUAGAUACUGAAAAUGCUUACCAGAUAAUGUUCAUGUUUUGCUCAUUUCAGACUAGAUGUAUUUUUGUAAAUAUCAAAAUGGUUUAGUCCACUUUAGGAAAUUUCUCUGCAUGCUAAAUUUCCUUCUUUAAAAGACAGCCUCUUCUUGUCUGGAGUUUGCUUGGGCUUUUUGUUAGCUUUUUUUUAAAGGAAGCAUGUGAUAUCAGUUAAGCACUAUGUUCCUUUUGAAGCCCCAUACUAAAUGAUUUUUUAAAGGAAAGCACUGUGGCCGAAAUACAGAAGCAAGAGCCAGUAACUCUAAUUACUAAUCCCAGUUUUGGCACUGUCUCACUGUUUGGUCUUGGGCAAAUUGCUUCACCACUUUGUGUCUGAGUUUACCCCUCUGUGAAAAUGGGGAUGAUAAUGAUACUACUUACCUACCUCACAGGGAUGUUGUGAGGAUUAAUUAGUUGAUGUUUUUAAAGAACUAUUGUCAGCGCUACAUAUUAUUACACAUUUUACACUAUUUCGAUUAUAUUGGUAAACAAUGUCUUUGCCUAAGGAAAGUUGAAAUGGCUGAGAUUUUUACUUUCCCUCCAGCUGCUUCCCUAUGAAAGUGAGGUUUACAAUGCAAAACCAGCCAACUCUUAAACUACAGUUGGCACCACAGUGACAUUGUAAUAAAGAACAUAUAGUACAAGCACUUGGUCAUAGAGUCACAACUGAAUUUGUUAAGUUGUGCAAGGUACAGGUUAACAGGCCCAUUUAGUACUUUCACACUGCUCUAAAAGAUUUCUAACAUGCUUUUCAAGAACUCGGCUCAUAAAAAUGGACUAUUUCCCAGGGAAUGAUGGAGUCUUUACACUGGGGAAAUUGUGAGCCAUACUUGCUUUGAGUAAAUUUCACAUAUUCUCUUUCUUUCUCUUGUGGAAAUAAAACUCUAUCUUCACUACUCAUUCCAGAAGGCUGUAAACUGCCUUCCCCCCAUUUCUUCUUAGCUGUUGUACCCACACAGAAAAAAAGAGAGAGAAUCUUAUUUGGGGAGAGAGGCAAUUAACAUUAUAUUUCAAAACAUAAAAUAUAUCCCUGGGAGUGGCAAGAGCUGCUUAACAUCUCUGUUUAUCAGCUCCAGUAAUAUGUAAUAAGAAUAAUGCAUGUCUUGAAUGUCAUUUCUUUUUGAGUUUUAUCCACCUUGCUUCUUUUAUACAACUAAAAAUAGAGCAAUUAUAAGACCUAUGGACAUAUACAAGGCACAAAAUCUUGAUUUUUAAUGUGCCUCUGGAACACCACGAAGUUGAAGGACGUUCUGAUUCAGGGCUACGAUUAAUUCUAAAGACAGGGACCACUUACAAAACUUUCUUCUUUGGGAAGUCCAGGGAUGUUAAAAUCAAAGGACUUGAGUUAGGUCAGUUGUUAGAAGUAGCACAAGGAUGUCAGCUACCUCAACCAUACAGAAGGUCUUUUCAAAAAUACAUUUGUUUCCACUUGACAGCAGUGGCCUAGAACAUUUUCACAGUGUUUUGGGGAAAGGAAAACUGUAUUCUAAAAAUGGGCACACGCUCCUUUAGGUUUUAAAUAUUUUUUUUUUUUUCAAAGAGAAUUAUUGUUUUCUCCCCUUCUCAAAGCAUGUUUCUUUACCUUUCAUGUGUCUCUGUUUAGGUGAAUUAACAGAUUGAUUUUUUUUCUUAUUUGAAGAAAAGAUGAAAAGUCCUCUGUAGUAGGUGUAAGGAGGCAGCUGGAGUUGUCUAUGGGGAGAAGGUGAGUGGCAGAUGCAUGAUGGCAGCUGGUGUAUGUCGGUUCUUUUUUUUUUUCUUAUGUCACUACUUUGCUGCUAUAGUAACACAACAAAACAGUGACUUCAGUGCUACUUUGCUAGAUAAGGAUCAGCAUAUCCCUCUGUCAUCACGUGAUGAGUCCUUUUUCCCUCCUAAGGACAUAAAAGGAACUUUUUUUCCAUACCCAUUAUUUUUAUUUCCAUGCACAGCUACAUCAUAUGAUGGCACUCACCCCUCACCCACGUGUUAAUGCAGGGAUGUAUCUAUACCAAUAACACAGUUUCUGCAUCUUCUUGGAAUACAGCAUUAUCACUCCCUAGAGAAGGUCUGUGGCAGAACAAAGCAGUGGCUCCUCAGCUUUGGCAUCUUUUUUUUUAAGUCCUAGCUUAAUUUUCCUUUCUGUAGCUUUUUUGCCUGGUCACAUCAUUGUCACCAAUGACAGUGAAAACACACACGGAAACAAAGACAAAUGUCCUUUUGAUCAAGCCAUUGCUUGAAUAAUUUCCAAUACUAAAUGCUCAUACAUUUAGCAUUGGAAGGGGGAAAGAGGACCAAAUUCUUUGGCCAUAAAAGAGUUAACCCCCUUCUCCCCCCCCCCCCCCAUUUUUGGCAUGUCCACUGACUUUUGCCAGUAUUAUUGUUUAUCAUGAUGAAACUGUAUUUUUUUUUAAAUAGCAACAUACUGUUGUUGUCAUAAAACUUUUUUUUCAUUCUUCUCCUCUAACGCAUGGUGUUGUAAAUUCAUGCGACCUUUACUGCAAAGAAUAAAUACUGCUUUUUAUAGAAGAUCUCAAGACAAGGCUUGGUUUGUAACAAAUAGUGACCCAUUACAAAACAGGAGGAAAAAAACCCUGAGCUGAGCAGCAAGAAGCUUCAGUUCAAUUUCACCUCAUAUCUUUCUAAUAACUUACUUGUCACUUUAUUACCUUCCAGUAAUGUGAACGCUGCUGACAAGACUGUCACACUAACAGCAGACAACACCCUCUCUUCCUUGGCCCAGCUCUCCUGACUACUUAUUGCACUGGCCCUGAAGGGACACAAACUAAUAGUGUGCUUUCAAGUUCAGCACUUGGCCAUCAAAUAUAAAAGGAUGCGUAAUUGCCUGUUUAUCCCUUGUGAAGGGGAAAUUGAGUACAAGCAGAAGCCAGGCUUUCCCUCCGAGUUUCUUGAUACACACACACACUCACAUCUGCAGUGAGUGAAGGGAGGUCCCAUCUGGAGUUCUUCGAUUUGUCUUUGGGAAGCCCAAGGCUGCCACCGGCUGCUCUAUCCAGCUAUCAGGCAGACAGUAACAAGAUGACUUCUUAACAAAAGGUCAGCUGAGAAAUGCUGUCCGUGACGGCACUUUUGUCUGCUUAUGUAGAAACUAAUUGCUUUGUAUCGGCAUAAAGCCAUGCUGUGCUUCCUAGAAAUAGGCAUGGAGGUUUGCUACUGGUGCUACCACUGAAGUUAAAUGGUAAACAGGUUGUAUGGGUUUUUUUGUAGUUUAACUCAUCCUAUUGUAAAAUUAGGAGCAAAAUUCCUUUCUCAGAUCUACACAGUGUGUGUCAAUCCCAGUGCACAUUUUUGCCUCAAUAUGUGCAUUUCAUGUUAAGGUGAACAGGAAUCUCAAUGGAUCUUGGUAAUAGAGAUAGGAUCUGUUUUACUGAUAUGAGGAGAAAUUUGCCCUAUUUUUUUUAAUUCAGAAGAGGAUUGCUAAAAAUUAUUGACUUGCUCCUUUUAACUAAGGUCAGCAGAAGGAAAUGGAGUAGGAAGAUAUGAUCUGGAAAGUUAUAUUCGUUUUUCAAAAACUCAGAAUUCCAAGUGUAUGAAAGCAAGUGUACCUGGGAUAGAUGCACUGUCCAAAAUGCUCUUUUGGCUUUGUUGCAGCUUACCUUUUUUAAUCAAAGCUAGACUUAGACUCUCAUAUAGUUAGUGAAAGCCCAGUCCCAAGAAAUUGAAACAUACUUGACUUGUGCUGUAAUUAGAAUAUAUAUUUAAGAAAUAGUCAUUCCUUUUUGUUGUAUUUGUGGAUCAGGUUGCUAUGGGCUGUGAAUACUAUUAUGUCAAAUAGUAUUGGGGGCUGUAAAAGAUCACUGCAAUUCCUAAAAGUGAAAAUGUGAAUGCAAACAUUCUGGAGUGGAAAAUUUUAAAGUGCCACUGUUUUGAGGUAGACAAGGUUCCUUGGGUGAAUUUGAUAUCUUUUAUUAGACCAACCCAAAUGGUUGGAGAAUGGUUAUUAAGCAAGCUCUUGGGUUCAAAAAAAAAACUGUUUUGAGGUGUGUUUGCAUAGAUUGAUACUAUACAGCAGCUUUUGUUUGAAGGUCCCAGAUGCUGGUGUGCUCUUCAAUACACUAUUGCAGUUUGGUACUCACAAGAGUAGCUAUGUCCAUCUCUAUAAAUACACUACAGCUUUUUAAUGAUCAGACAUGAGAUCAUUGAUCGUUUCCCUCCCCCUCCAUUCAAGUGUAUCAGAAAUUAUAAUAGAGGAGAAACUAUCAGAUAUUUUCUGAGAGUAUUAUGGUAAGAGGUGAUGGGCUGUUUCUUUUUGAAGUUAAAGACUGACCCCAUCAUUUUCCCUCUUGUCAAUCUUUUAUACAGUUUACAUAUGCAGAGUAUACAUGGAAGCAGAAUAUAGACCAAAUCAAAUAAGCAAAAGCCAGUCCAGGCUGGACUAACACCCUUUCUUUUUGUAUAAUUUUUGAAGGCUGUCUGUGGAAAUUGAGCACUUUCUGAUCAGAGAAACCUAUACAGUAUGGGGAGCUUUUUCCUGUGUGUUUCCUUGUAUAUGCUUUUAAUGAUCCAGUGUAUGACUGUCAGAGAUAUAACAGUCUUAGAACAAAGACUCUUGUAUUGAGGGUAUAGAUUGCCAAAACUACAGAUUUCAGCAUAUCUACCUGUAUAUCUUCCUCCAAGUCCUAAGUAAUAAGGAAAGCUUGUAGGAUAAAUUUCUAAUGUGUUUACUAGAGAGCUUUAUUCAAAUGAUCCUCAUAUUUAAUAUACCAUCCUUUUCAAAUCUUUGGAGAAAAGUAUUUUGGGAAAAUGGAGGAAAGUAUCUAAUGCAAAUAUAUUUCUUGAGGAGAAAUUGAGAGAGAGAGAGAGGGUGGGGGGAAAGAGACUAGCUAAGUGACGCAUAAAGAUUUUAUAAGGCAUCCGUUGUCAAACAAAAGGCUGAGAAUGAUCAGAAGAUAAUGCACAGUUAGGAUGGCAAACUCAUCAAUAGUUAAUCAGAAUCUGUCCAUUUCUGUUAUGGAAUGCAAAAGCCUGUGAAAGGUGACUCUGGGGAAAUAGUGGCACUGGUGAUUGUGUGUGUGCAUAUUUGUACGGGGGAAAGAAAAAGCAAAAAGUGAUGCAAUUGCUGUUGGUAGCUCUUGACUUUUAUUAGCAGUCUGUCUCCCUAUUCUCCCCUCCCCUUUCUACACUGGUAGGAGAGAACACAUCCCUCCUGCCCCAGCUCAGAAACAGUACAGGAGUUCUGUGGAUUGUGACUAUAGGGGUAUUCCUCUUAGUCUCUCAGACAAGGUACUAGGUAAAUAGAUUCAUUUGAGAUGUAUAAAUUAAAGCUGAUUCAUUCAUUAUUUUUCAAUUAGGUUUUUUUUUUACAUGAAUUUGUACAGUUAUCUAAUCUCCUUCAUUUUCUCAUUUCCCAAGCAUUUCACCUAUACCCCCUCUCCCCCCCAAAACAAACAAACCCCAAACUCCCAAAAAGACGCGCACACAGAGAAAUGAUGCAUCCUCCUGUGGAAAAGUUUGCAUGUUCUCCUCAUGCAAGCAUUUACAGUUUGUAAAGUGGUUAAGUGAAUGACAUGUUCUAGUAUUAUAUAUUUAUCUGAUAUGGCUAGCUAUACUUAUAAAAUCCAUGUGGUGGGUUUUUUUGUGUGCAAACUUUGGUUCAUGUAUCACAUGGGGAGCUUUCCCAUCAUGAAGUUGCAUCCUGAUGCGCAGCAUUCUCAGUGUUCGUACUUGUGCCUAUUGUCUUCAUUAAAAACAAGGAGCAGCAAGAGCUGGCAGUGCUUUAUGCUCCAACAUAGGUUGGUACUCAUGGUGGGCAAACCACUUGAUUUGAACCUUAAGUGCACUCAUAAUAUAACUUAAUUCAAGUUUAACCUGCACUCAUUUAACCACAAGUGGGUUCCCCAAGUUCUUUUUGUCUCUGCAAGCUUCUCAUCACAGUGGGUUUAAACCCAUCAUCAAAGGGGUUAACAUUCUGUCUAGAGAUGUACAAAACUUUGGAGGCUUUUGUUUGCAGGCACAUUUGUUGUUUCUGUAGCGUUCACUGGGAAAGGUCACAUGGAGCAAACUGCAUGGAAUUUUCUGAUAGUCACUAAUUCUGUUUCCAGUCGCAGCGAACUGGAAAGACCUGAAUUUUUCCAGUUGGUUCACAAACAGAUUUAAGCACGGGUAAGCCAGGUUUGAACCUGAAUAAAUCUUGGGGCCUGUAACCCCACACAAAACAGUUCAGUUGCAUGAAAAAGCCCAUGCUCUUGUUCCGAACUGAGCAUAGGUGGGUGUUCACAGCUGUAGUGUCUACUCCUUUUAUCAUUCAUUAUUGUGCUACAUUCACAUGACUCCUGGAGAAAUGUGGUACUUCUGCGUGGCAAACCCACUGCUGUCCCAUGGUAAAACUUGUUUAAAGGGGCUUUAUCAAAAUGGGUUGCCAGGACACAUGUUCUGGGAACAAUAAGAUUUGGAGAGGGAUGAAAUUUUUUGCAAAGGUAUUUUUCCCAGUCUUACUAGAGUAGGCGUUUUGUUUCUACUUUUUGUUCUAUUUGUGAGUGAAACAUGAAUGCUUUGCUAUCCUGCCUGCAGAACCAAAGCAUGCACUACAGAAUAUAGCUGUACCAAGGGAAUUGAAAAACUGCAUCACGUUGAUCUAAUAAUCGUGACAUUGGUAGCUUCAUAAAUACUGUAUGUACCCUAAACAAGUUUUUUCCAUUAGUAGUUGGAGGGAAUUAAAAGUCCUGUUUUUAAUUUGACAUUUCUUUCUUUGUAUUUUCUGUACUAUAACUGUCCUACAGUAUGUCUUUUGCAUAAAAUGCAUAAGGGUUUGGGGAUGUAAAUGGAAUUUUAUUCAUAUUUUGUCCAAAUACCUCUUGUAAUUUGUAUCAAAAUUCUUGUACAAUUUUUAUAUUAAAGAUUUAUCAGUCACUGA